CUCCCCCUGUGGCAAGCCCAGCCUCUCGCUUCCCUCCUGGAGCCCUUUUCAUUUUUAUUUCUAACCCCCUCUCCAUUCUCCCUGCUGCCUCUGCUCCUUCCCCCGAUGGCUACGAACUGAGCAGCAGAGGAGAGGGGGGGCACAGGAAUAAGGAAAGGGGGGGGGGGAAGCAACAAUAAAAGAAAAAGCAAAAAGAAAGAGGAAAGAAUAAAACAGGGAUUUUUUUUUUCCUCUGCCCUUAAUGCCCGCGAUCUGGAUCAAGGAGGGGGAUUUUCUGUCUGAGCAUGAAAAGGACUGCUAGAGCCCCAGGAUUUUCACGCCUGCAUUAUCAACCCAGCACCCAGUAUGCAAGCUGGACAGAGAAGCUCUCCCACAAGUUCCUACCGAGCCGAAUAAAACCCACGGGCGAGCAGAUCUCCGCCAGAGAGGGACAUUAGCAUCAGGACUCCACAGAAUGGAGCAAGAAUGAGAGGAAAAAGGCAGACAGAAAAGCAUGAACUGGAGGCUUGUUGAGUUCCUCUACCUCCUGUUUAUAUGGGACCAUAUACUAGUACAGCCCUCCCACCAGGACCCAGCUGCCACCAACCAACAUGUCUCCAAGGAGUUUGAUUGGCUUAUUUCAGACAGGGGGCCUUUCCACCACUCGCGGAGCUACUUAUCCUUUGUGGAAAGACAUCGUCAAGGAUUUACAACCAGAUAUAAAAUAUACAGGGAGUUUGCCCGUUGGAAGGUGAGGAACACAGCCAUUGAGCGGAGGGACCUGCUCCACAACCCACUGCCCCUGAUGCCUGAGUUCCAGAGGAGCAUCCGCCUCCUGGGCCGGAGACCCACCACGCAGCAGUUCAUCGAUACCAUCAUCAAAAAGUACGGCACCCACAUCCUCAUCUCUGCCACCCUGGGAGGAGAGGAGGCCUUGACCAUGUACAUGGACAAAAGUCGCCUCGACAGGAAGUCAGGAAAUGCUACCCAGAGCGUGGAAGCUUUGCACCAGCUCGCUUCCUCCUACUUCGUAGACCGUGAUGGCACCAUGAGGAGACUCCAUGAGAUCCAGAUCUCUACCGGAGCAAUCAAGGUAACAGAAACUCGGACUGGCCCCCUGGGCUGUAACAGCUACGACAAUCUGGACUCUGUGAGUUCUGUCCUUCUGCAAAGCACUGAAAGCAAACUCCACCUGCAAGGUCUCCAGAUCAUCUUCCCCCAGUACCUACAAGAGAAGUUUGUCCAGUCUGCCUUGAGCUACAUCAUGUGCAAUGGGGAGGGCGAGUACAUCUGCCGGAACAGCCAAUGCGGCUGCCAAUGCGCGGAGGAGUUCCCACAGUGCAACUGCCCCAUCACCGACAUCCAGAUCAUGGAGUACACUCUAGCCAACAUGGCCAAGACCUGGACAGAAGCCUAUAAAGAUCUGGAGAAUUCAGAUGAGUUCAAAUCCUUCAUGAAAAGGCUACCUAGCAACCACUUCCUGACCAUUGCGAGCAUCCACCAGCACUGGGGAAAUGACUGGGACCUGCAGAACCGCUACAAGCUGCUGCAGAGCUCCUUGGAAGCCCAACGCCAGAAGAUCCAACGCACUGCCCGCAAACUCUUCGGCCUCAGUGUCCGGUGUCGGCACAACCCCAACCACCAGCUGCCUAGAGAAAGGACGAUACAGGAAUGGCUUACCCGGGUCCAGUCCCUACUCUACUGCAACGAGAAUGGGUUUUGGGGCACUUUUUUGGAAAGCCAGAGGAGCUGUGUUUGUCACGGUGGCACCAGCUUGUGCCAACGUCCCAUCCCUUGCAUCAUUGGGGGCAACAACAGCUGUGCCAUGUGCAGCCUUGCCAACAUCUCUCUCUGUGGCUCGUGCAACAAGGGCUAUAAGCUUUAUCGGGGCCGUUGCGAGCCUCAGAACGUAGACUCAGAGCGGAGUGAACAAUUCAUCAGCUUCGAGACGGACUUGGACUUCCAGGACCUAGAGUUGAAGUACCUGCUGCAGAAAAUGGACUCUCGCUUGUAUGUGCAUACCACCUUCAUCAGCAACGAGAUCCGCCUGGACACCUUCUUUGAUCCCAGGUGGCGCAAACGCAUGUCCCUCACCUUGAAGAGCAACAAGAACAGGAUGGACUUCAUCCACAUGGUGAUUGGGAUCUCCAUGCGUAUCUGCCAGAUGCGCAACAGCAGCCUAGACCCUAUGUUCUUUGUCUAUGUCAACCCAUUCAGCGGGAGUCACUCCGAGGGCUGGAAUAUGCCCUUUGGGGAGUAUGGCUACCCACGCUGGGAGAAAAUCCGCCUCCAAAACAGCCAGUGCUACAACUGGACCCUGCUACUGGGCAACCGGUGGAAAACCUUUUUCGAGACCGUCCACAUCUACCUACGCAGCCGGACACGGCUGCCCUCCCUGCUGCGAAACGAGACGGGCCAAGGGCCCGUGGACCUUUCUGACCCCAGCAAGCGCCAGUUCUACAUCAAGAUCUCGGACGUGCAGGUGUACGGCUACAGCCUGCGCUUCAACGCUGACCUUCUGCGCAGCGCCGUGCAGCAGGUCAACCAGUCGUACACGCAAGGGGGGCAGUUCUAUUCUUCCUCCUCUGUCAUGCUCUUGCUGCUGGAUAUUCGGGACCGAAUCAAUAGACUGGCACCUCCUGUGGCCCCGGGGAAGCCCCAGCUGGAUCUGUUCUCUUGUAUGCUCAAGCACCGCCUGAAGCUCACCAACAGUGAGAUCAUCCGUGUGAACCAUGCUCUAGACCUGUACAACACCGAGAUCCUCAAACAGUCGGACCAGAUGACAGCCAAACUCUGCUAACCCGGACUUUUCAGUGGGACACAUUGGUGACUGAUCCUUUUGCUGUAAAAAAAAUAAAAAAUAAAAGAGAAAAAAAAAAAAAGAGAAAAAAAAAAAACAAGUAAAAAGAAAGAAAGAAAAGGGGGGAAAAAGUAAAGAAGGGGGAAAAACAAAAUUUGUAAAAUGUAAUUAAUAUACAAAAGAGAAAAAAAGAGAGGAAAUUCUUCAUUUGUUGAAAACUAAACCCGUUCUAGCAGCUGUAUAAAACUGUCAGGCAUGUUUGUUAUUUCUAUAAUCCGUCAUAAAAGAGUAACACCUUACUCUCUCUUGACCUUGGAGGUGUUGCUUGCUAGUCCUCAGGGGCAGCAGGGUAAAUAAAUAAAGGGAGGAGCUGAGAGAGGGGCAAGUUUCUGUAAUGAACUGUAAAGAUUUCUGCUAUGCAGGUGCCAAGACAAAGA
This is a messenger RNA of Gallus gallus (chicken), 3216 nucleotides long. RefSeq names its product BMP/retinoic acid inducible neural specific 1 (gene BRINP1). Bases 494 to 2779 code for a protein of 761 amino acids. Gene Ontology annotation, biological process: positive regulation of neuron differentiation; negative regulation of mitotic cell cycle. The record is from RefSeq and is marked provisional. NCBI's taxonomy places the organism in Eukaryota, Metazoa, Chordata, Aves, Galliformes, Phasianidae. The transcript is spliced from 8 exons.